UAAAAACAUAGAUAUAUUUUAAAAUGAUUUGAAGUGAUGUUAAAUGCUGUUUAACAUUGGCUUUUUGAUAACUGAUUGUUGCUCUGAGUGAGGGGAGGAAAAAAAAAACAAAACAAAAAUUCAUCCAGAUCUUUACAGCUUCGUAACAAAGAUGGCUUCUUGUAACAUAAAUUGAACCGUACAAGACAUAUUUCAUUGAAAAACAAAACCAUUAUUUUCCAAAAUCUCAGAGCGGUGCAAGGUUGCUAGGAAUCCAAGGCAGUCUCGCUUAUAUUGAGAAUUUUAAUUAUAUUGAGGUAUAAUUAUGAAGACGACUGGGAAAUCCCGGACACAAGGAAAUGCUGGACAUGAAAUAUUGUAAAAAAUAAAAGAAACAAGAUGAAGUACGAUUUCAUCCACAGACAUUUAUCACGAUCAUUUAGAAAAUUGGGCUAUUGUAUAGGAGAAUAUCCAUUAAAAUUCUCAUUAAUACCAUUGCUAAUAAUAGCCAUAUUUUCGACAGGACUUUAUAGAAUAAAAAUAUUAAAAAAUACAGAAUAUAUGUACAGUCCUUUAAAUGGAAGAGCAAGAAUUGAGAGGAAUGCAGUGGAAUCUAUAUUCCCUCCAAACAUGUCUGACAUUGAUGUUUCUAGAAUUACAAGGUUUGGAAGGUUAGGUUUAAUGAUGUUCGAAGAAAAAAAUCAAGGAUCUCUUAUGAAAGAAAUUUUCAUGGACGAGGUUGUUAAAGCUCACAAAGCUGUCGAAGAUAUGAGUAUUAUUUGGAAAAAUAGGACAUACAAAUACUCGGAUUUAUGUGCAACAACCUAUCAAGGUCAAUGUCUUGAAAAUGAUUUACUGAAACUUAAAGGUAAAAUUGAAGAUAUUAAAAAUAAGAGAAUCCGAAUAAGAUAUCCUUAUGAAAUCGAUGACAUAACACUUAAUACUAUAUUUUAUGCCUUCUCAUUGGGAAAGGUAACCACAGAUGACAAUGGUUACAUUCAAGACGUAAAAGCCAUGAGAUUAUUAUACUUCCUAGAUUAUAAGAAUACAGAAAGGAAUAUGUUAAGUUUAAUGUGGGAGGAAAAGUUCUUACAAACUUUUAAAACCUACCAUUCAGAUUAUGUCAAUAUUUAUUUAUUUGUUGGGAGUACAAUAGAUAAUGAAUUUAACCGAAUAACAGAAUCUAUAUUACCUCUUCUUUCCGUGGCCAUUACUGUCAUGGUAGUUUUCGCUGUAAUAACAUCUAUGACCACAAAUUGGGUAACUAGCAAGCCUUGGAUAGGUGUUGCUGGAUGUUUAACAUCUGCUCUUGGAGUUUCUGGAGCAUUUGGACUCCUUCUAUGGUUUGAUAUAGAAUAUUUUGAUUUAAAUAUCUCGAUACCCUUUCUUCUUCUGGGUGUCGGUCUCGAUGAUUCGUUUGUUCUCUUGGCAGCGUGGCGUAGAACUGAUCCAAAAAUGAGUGUCAAAAAGAGAAUGAGCGAAACUUAUUCGGAAGCAGCAGUCUCUAUUACCAUAACUUCACUUACAAAUUUCCUCUCAUUUUGUAUAGGAAUGACUACAAGUUACAGAGUCAUACAAAAUUAUUCCCUUUACGCUUCCUUAUCAAUUGUAUUCGCUUAUUUGUGUCAGAUAACAUUUUUUGGAGGAAUCUUAGCCAUUACUGGAUAUAGAGAAAAUAAAUGUAUCCAUUCUGUUUUUUGUAUACCCGUUAAAUUAGAUAAAUAUUCAGGAUCGUUUCUUACAAAUCUACUUUAUAUCGGUUGGGUGAAGGAAGGAUCAACUGAAUUUCAUAACGAAAGUGCUAUUUUGAAAUUUUAUAGAGAUAAAUUAGGGAAAAUAUUAACAAUGCCACAGUCAAAAGUUAUCGUCAUUAUAUUAACUAUAAUUUACAUAUCUGGAAGUAUUUUUUCAUUGAAAUAUUAUAAGCAAGGAAUGAAUUAUAGCAAUGUGUAUCCAUACUCCUCGUAUGCAUUGAAUUAUACAAAUAAGCAUUAUGAAUAUUUCACAGAGUAUCCGCACGUUAUACAAGUUGUUAUUAAUAAAACAUUAGAUUACUCUAACUUAGAAGUUCAACGAAAUGUUCAAGAAAUGAUUGAUAAUUUUACAAAUAGUGAAUUCAUGGCUGGCAAAGAAACUACUGAUUUCUGGUUGAAAUACUUCUUACAGACUUUUAAAGAAUCAAGAUUGCGCUUCUCUUACAGUGGUUAUAAUCUUAGUAUUUCUGGAGAUUUCAUUGAAGCAUUUCGUGAUAUAUUUUUAAAAUUUCCUACUUCUCAUCGAUUUAAUCAAGAUGUUAUCUUUAACGAAAAUAAAACUAAGAUUUUGGCUAGUAGAUUCUUUAUUGCAACCAAAAAUAUCUUGAAUCCUCAUAUGGAAGGAAAAUUAUUAAGUUGGUUAUGGAAAACUGCUGAUAAUUGCAUAUAUCCUGUAUAUAUCCACAAUUUAUGGUUUUUAGUAUACAGUCAACACGUAUACGUUAAACAAACAGCAUUACAGACGUUAUGUAUAGCCGUUGCAACUAUAACAAUUGUAUUUUUCUUAUUUAUACCAAAAUUUAAAUGUGCCGUAUGUGUUGCUCUUACUAUAGCAUCGAUUGAAACUGGAGUAAUUGGUUCGAUGUUUGCAUGGGGUGUUAAUUUAGAUACGAUAUCAAUGGUAUGUCUCAUAAUGGCUAGUGGAUUAUCAGUUGAUUAUGCUGCUCAUAUAUCCUAUGCCUAUAUUACAUGUAAGAAAGAAAAUCCCGAUGAUAAACUUAGAGAAGCACUCUAUGCAACAGGCCAUCCUAUUUUUCAAGGUUGUUUGUCUACUAUUCUCGGUGUAAUUGUGCUAGCUUUUGCACCUUCUCAUACGUUUAUUAUAUUUUUUAAAAUCACGACUUUAGUAAUGGUAUUUGCAUUUUUUCAUGGGAUUUUCAUUAUUCCUGUUACCUUAAAUGUUUGGGAUAUGGCUUGUAUGAAAUUAAAGAAGACAAAAGAAACAAUGAUUGAUAUUCCAGAAAACGAUACACUUAUGGAAAAUCGAUCUAACAGUUAAAAAUAAAUAAUUAUAUUAGCCUAUACAAAAUAUAUUUUAAUUCGGUUUAUUUUUCCUAUAUUAGAUCCUUUGAAAGUAUAAUUACGUACAUUAAAAAAGUUAUUGAUAAUUAAAAAUUAAUCCAUAUCUCACUUGCAUAUUUCUUUAAAAUAAGAAAGUGAGAUAUUGAUUGACACUUGGAACUAAUAUGAGAUAAGGAAUUUAUUGAUAUAGAUCCCGAAUAACAAGGAAUGUAGAAAAUUAGAGCUACUUAAAUGUAUUUUUGAAACCACUUCUAGAUGUUGCACGGUUGUACAAUCGAAGAAACAGAUUAAAGAUGGAGAAUAAAGGAAUACUAAUAAAAAUGGCUGAAGAAUAUUAACAGAACGGCAGAAAUUAGUUACUCAAAGCUGUUAUUCGGUAUCAACCUAAUAGAAAACGAGAUAAGACUAGAAUGUAUUUAAUUCCUUACCAGUUGAGAGUAGCGCGUUAUCUUAAAUCAUUUUAAGAAUAUUGAAUAUUUAGUUAAUUCACUAGAUAUAAUGCAAAAAGAUGUUAAAUUUCGUAGAUUAUUUUUCAAUAGCUUUUGAAUGAAUUUCAAUGAAAUAAAGGCCUACUAAAAGUCGAAAACGAUACACCAAUUAUAAUUUCAGAAGAGCAUUUAAAGGCCCAAACGAUAUAUUUUUCUUAUAUUUUGAUAAAUAUACAAUACAGGAAUGAAUAUCUCAUUUUA
Molecule: messenger RNA, 3724 nt
Organism: Centruroides sculpturatus (bark scorpion)
Lineage: Eukaryota; Metazoa; Arthropoda; Arachnida; Scorpiones; Buthidae
Product: patched domain-containing protein 3-like
Exons: 7
Coding region: 379-3012 (877 amino acids)
Cellular component (GO): membrane
Source: RefSeq, a predicted model, not a curated record